Messenger RNA from Fukomys damarensis (Damara mole-rat), 5466 nucleotides. RefSeq names its product F-box and leucine rich repeat protein 13 (gene Fbxl13). The record is from RefSeq and is a predicted model, not a curated record. Lineage: Eukaryota; Metazoa; Chordata; Mammalia; Rodentia; Bathyergidae. Gene Ontology annotation, cellular component: SCF ubiquitin ligase complex. Bases 108 to 2789 code for a protein of 893 amino acids. The transcript is spliced from 22 exons. Gene Ontology annotation, biological process: SCF-dependent proteasomal ubiquitin-dependent protein catabolic process. Gene Ontology annotation, molecular function: protein binding.
UCCGCCCAGUGGUUGCCAGGCUACGCCUCCCAGGGCCUCAGCGUGUGGCGGAGUUGAGAGAGCGCCUUGAUCCCUCAGAGAGCAGCUUUACAGUCGGGCCUCUAGGCAUGGCCUCGCUACGUACCGCCGACCCCGCGCUGAGGAACUACUUCAAGAAGCACUGCAUUCCUCAGGUCUGCGAGGUACUGGAGCCAAGUAGUUGCGGACGCACGUCGAGUGUGGGGAGGUCGAAGCGGGAAGCGUCACGGAAGAUUUCCCUGAGCAGGAGCUUGGACCGGAGAAGCCCUAGGGAGCUGGCGUGGACACCCCAAACGCCAGCUUCUAAGGCACUUUUAUGUGGUGUAAUUAUUAACCGCCCCAUGGAUCCACUGAAAUAUUUAGAGGAAAUGAUCAUGGUUAUCAUUGAAAAUGGCCUGGAAAGUCUUCUUUGGGAUAUGUGCAUUGAUCCAUCAUUGAAACCAAAAAUUCGAAGAUUGUCUGAAACUUACCUUGAACAACUUUUUGGACUGGAUGAUCAGCUGGUGACUCCAGAACUGAUGGUAAAAGCGUGUACCUUUUACACUGGACAUUUAGUAAAAACUCAUUUUUGCAUAUGGAGAGACACAGCAAUACCUCGUGUAAGUGAAGAAGACAUCCUGGCUGAAAAAAUGAAAACAGCAAUAACAUAUUAUAAUUCUAGCCUUCAGAAAUCUUUAUUUCAUCAAUGGUACUCUUAUGUAAAAAAGCAAAAAGAAAAAAUUGAUGGUGCAGUUCUGGGGGUGCAACACAUACUCCAUUACAGUAAGCUAAAAAUGAUCCUAAAAAAAUGGAAGGAACAAGCAAGAAAAAAAUAUAAAAAGAGAGAACAUGACCUGAUAUUAAAACAUGAACUUCAACUGAGAAAAUGGAGAAGUCAGUUAAAAUUGAAAACAACUGAAGAAACUUCAGAGGAAGAAGAGGAAGAAGAAUCUGUUUCUCUUGAGCGAAGUUUAUCUGAAGUCAGCCUUGCACCUGACACUUCCCAGUGUGAUAUUUCACUAUUGCCUGAAAGAGCAGUGUUACAGAUUUUCUUGUACCUCAGUUUAAGAGAUGUGAUAACAUGUGGUCAAGUUAACCACUCCUGGAUGUCAAUGACACAAAUGAACUUGCUGUGGAAUGCGAUUGACUUUUCCACAGUGAAAAGUGUGAUUACAGAUAGAUACAUAGUGUCGACUUUGCAAAGGUGGCGUUUAAAUGUGCUGCAUUUGAAUUUUCGUGGUUGUGUUCUCCGACCAAAAACUUUGAAAUCUGUCAGCCACUGUAAAAACUUGCAAGAGUUGAAUGUGUCUGACUGCCCAACACUCACAGAUGAGUUAAUGAGACACAUUUCCGAAGGCUGCCCUGGAAUCCUGUAUCUCAAUCUCUCUAACACGGCCAUCACCAAUAGGACAUUGCGACUCCUGCCCAGGUACUUCCACAACUUACAGAGUCUCAGCUUGGCUUACUGCAGAAAGUUCACAGACAAAGGUUUACAGUACCUGAACUUGGGGAACGGAUGCCACAAGCUCAUCUACCUGGACCUUUCCGGCUGCACCCAGAUUUCAGUCCAAGGCUUCAAGAACAUUGCAAACAGCUGCAGUGGGAUCAUCCACAUGACCAUGAAUGAUAUGCCCACCCUGACGGACAACUGUGUGAAAGCUUUAGUGGAGAAGUGCCAGUGUAUUACAUCAGUGGUUUUCAUUGGUUCACCACAUAUCUCUGAUUGUGCUUUCAAUGCUCUUUCUACGUGUAGCCUCAGGAAGAUCCGAUUUGAAGGAAAUAAAAGGAUCACUGAUGCAUCUUUCAAAUUUAUAGAAAAGAAUUAUCCAAAUAUCAGUCACAUUUACAUGGCCGACUGCAAGGGAAUAACAGAUGGUACCCUCACGUCACUUUCACCAUUGAAGCAACUGACCGUGUUGAAUUUGGCAAACUGUAUAAGGAUUGGUGAUAUGGGACUAAAGCAAUUUCUUGAUGGUCCUUCGAGUAUCAAGAUAAGAGAGCUCAAUUUAAGUAACUGUGUGCACCUGAGUGAUGUCUCUCUUGUGAAACUCUCAGAGCGCUGCUCGAAUUUGAACUACUUGAGCUUACGAAAUUGUGAACAUUUGACUGACCAAGGAGUUGAAUAUAUUGUAAACCUCUUUUCCUUGGUAUCACUAGAUCUCUCUGGAACAGUCAUUUCUAAUGAGGGAUUGAUAGCACUUUCCAGACAUAAGAAACUGAAGGAACUUUCUUUAUCUGACUGUUGUAAAAUCACCAAUGUUGGAAUUGAGGCAUUCUGCAAGAGCUCGAUGAUCUUGGAGCACCUGGAUGUCUCGUACUGUCCCCAGCUGUCUGAUGAGAUUAUUAAAGCGCUGGCCAUCUACUGCAUUAGUCUCACAUCUCUCAGCAUCGCAGGCUGUCCACAGUUUACAGACUCAGCGAUAGAGUUGUUGUCGGCAAAAUGCCAUUACCUGCACAUUUUGGACAUCUCUGGUUGCAUCCUGCUUACUGACCAAAUCCUCAAGGACCUCCAGAGGGGCUGCAAACAACUCCAGAUCCUCAAGAUGCAAUACUGCAGACAGAUUUCCAUGGAGGAGGCUCACAGAAUGGCAUCGGUCGUUCAGCAGCAGGAGUACAGCUCUGAUGACCCUCCACCCUGGUUCAGGUAUGACUGGGAAGGCAAGCCGCUGCCAGACAAUCAGAGCCCAACAGCACCCAAGGACGACGCAGACUUCACGGCAGAAGAGUCACUGCAGGGUGAUGCAAAGGAAGCAGUACGACUCAGCCUCAGGCAGGAAAACCAAAACAUCUAGAGCGUGGCAACUUUUCUUCAUUUGAUAAUACACUAACCAUGUGUCUCACUCUCUGAAGCUAUGAAGCCACCUGAAAACAUUCUAAGGCUGAAGUCGAGUAUGCACCUGUAGUUUCUAAAACAUCUUGCCAGGUCCCCUGUGUCCUCCCUGAUUCUCACAGAAGCCUUGGAAGCAACAAGCUGAAGGUGGCAACAUCACCUUUAGGGAAGGAGCCGAGUGUCUGAAUGUCUCCAAGGAGCUGAGCUGAGGACAAACCGACGUCCAAGCUGUUAGUGCCGAGGGCUUAUACAGGGCAUCUGGUCAUGAGCGAAACACAGACAAGAAAGGGAUUGUGUGCACUUUCUUAUUUUCAUGGAAACCUUAGAAGCCAUACACUUAAGAUAAGAGCACUGCUUUUAUGGAAGGAGUCUAGUCUCUGAAUGCUACCAUGGGGCUGCGCCCAAACUCUAUGAAACAUCUGCCUUCUGUGCCAGAUGUCAUGAAGCAGAAGGCAUUAAUAAAUGGCCCUGAAAUUCAAGGAGAAAACAAUAUAGAGCACAGCUGAAGCAAGGCAUCUAGAGCAGGAAGCCCUCAAAGUGAUGCUGGAAUUUCCUGUUGCAAUCAGGAAGCUCAACAUGGCUGUGUGAUUUAAUGCUGUUUAAUAGCAUCUCCUACAGUCAAGAAAUCAGGACCAAAUCCUUUGUACUUUGAUAACCAGCUUGUAGUUGAGAGUAAACAAUGAGACAUUUCUAAGCCUUGCUUUCCUCAUCUAUAAAUAGCCACUGUCCACUAGAGAAAGGGCCUUGCUAAUUUAGGCAAUCAUGACAUGUCUGCUUGCCAACAACCACCCACCUACGGGCACUAGGGCUCCACAUUCAUGUACUUAACUAAAAUCUAUGAUAAAAGAUGCUAUAGUCAUGUAAAAACAUCUAUAUGUUGGAUUUUUCCAACUCUUAUCUGGGAAAAAAAAUAAUCGCUUUAAGACUCGAUUAAGAAAAAACAGCCAAAUUAAAUAAAUCCUAAACAAGCAGGACUUACAAUGAGUAUAUUCUCCAAGUUGGUUUUCUAUAAGCCAGACAUUCAGAAGUAGCAGGACAUUUUCCCAUAACACAACUUUUAAGAUUCUGAGCCAGCUUGUUUAAAUAUACCUAACUUGUGUUUCAUGGUAUAACCAGAGAACAGAGAACUCACUGAAUUACUAUUCAAGAGUUCCCACCUGGGAGGGUCCUUGGAGAAAAGCCCUUCCUUACUAACCCCAGUAGCUACAGAAACAGACUUCCUUUCACGUGCCAUGAUCUAAUGUUCUUACCUACCACCAUGCAGAGCCAAAACUUUGCCUGUUCUUUUGCACCAUCUCACCCCCAAUUUCAGACUUUGCUAGCACGUUCACAUCAUCCUUUAGCACAAGGGCAAACAACUGAACAGCAUGCAAGUCUUUUUAGAGCAGCUGAUCAAACUGUCUCCUCCCCUACUCCUGCUCACUGCUGUGCUUGUACUGGAAAAGGAGCUUCAGGAACAGUUAAGAGGGCACUGCGUGAGGCAGGGUGACAGUGGACCUGAGAUGAGGGUUCCAAUAGAGCAAUAGUGACUGAGGAAAUAAGAAAGGAAGGACAUUCAAGCCUUCUGCUAGGCUGUGUGUCCUUUAAGGACAGAUACCAUCACCUGUUCAACUCUGCAAAUCUGGCACACAGUGGGUGGUCCAUAAUGUGUUGAAAGAAUGGUAAAUGUGACUGACUCUCCUCCUGUAAGUUGUGGGUGUUGGGUAUUUUUGUCCCAGUGAUGGGAAAGUGACUAAGAGACCAGGCUUUGUAAUGCCACCUAGUAAUUUGUGUUCAUCACUACAAUCGGGGAGGGGGGCUGUCAAUGUGCAUCGAUACCCACGUUCAGCUUUAUUGCAGAAGUAAAAUGAGUGGGCCAUACAUGGAAAAAGAUCAAGGCUGUACUUCCUGGAAUAUGACCCAAGAGGUAUUUAGCAGAUAUGCAUAUACUAUAAUUCUUCCCAGGAUAAGUGACUCUUUAUUCUAUCUGAAUAUACUUCAGAAAACACACCUAGAUUUGAAUUAUCUGCUCCGCGGAAAUGUAGGCAGCAGGCUGAGCGGCCCUGAACACCAGCAAUCCCUGGCCAUAGUACCUCACCACUGUGCCCUCUCCUUUUCUUUCAGUAACUCACACAGCAUAUCAUAUUGCUUAUCUGCACACACGUUUUAGAAAUCACAAGAGGAUCCUUCAUUUAAGAAAAACAACUGAAAAUGGUGGUGCCAAGAGGACUCGGGGCCAAUACAAACACACAGAAAGCAUUUUAGCCAAAAUUAGUGUCACUCAGUUAUUAGAAUUAGAUUCCCCUGAAAUGAUUCAUUAAUUCAACCUUUUGCUCUCUAACCCUAACAUGCAAGCAACUACUCCAAAGCGACCUUUAAUACUGCUUUUAUUUCAUCUCCUGUAUAUAUUUCCUCAUUCUUCACUUCCUAUUAUAAGAGUUUGCAUUAAAAAAUCAGAAUAACGACUAGCUUCAUAUAGCAUGACACAAACUAUUGUCAAAAUUAAAUUAGUUUACAAGUCAUUUCAUUUUAAUUUUUUAGCAUGGCUAGUCUUCAAUUAAUUAUUUAGAAGGCCAAUUUCCUGCUCCUUCAACUACAGUCAUCUCUUAAAAUUUAUACUAUGUGGAAAGUCUGAAAUUAUUAGGUCAUUUUACUUACCA